Molecule: messenger RNA, 4141 nt
Organism: Dreissena polymorpha
Lineage: Eukaryota; Metazoa; Mollusca; Bivalvia; Myida; Dreissenidae
Exons: 10
Coding region: 229-1209 (326 amino acids)
Molecular function (GO): protein binding
Source: RefSeq, a predicted model, not a curated record
GGGUCACUGGAAUUGACGUUUUAACUGACAUUUGGUACAAUAUUUACUAAUUUACUAUACACCAUUGCGGUUAAUAACGUGAAGUUGUUUCUCGAAGCGCCCGUUAAACGACUAGGCCGUCACGGAUUUGGACUGUCCUGACUCGCAGUGUAAGAUGCACAAAAAUGGACCAAUCAGGUGCCCUCGGAAAAUUCUGUCAGCAGAAAGAGCGUUGGGCUCAUCUGCAAUAUGAGCGAGGCAUUGGCGGCUGAACUUGAGGAGGCCAAACAUGUGAUUCCAACCCUUGAAGGCUUUACUCUGGUCACAUGUGUACCUGCCCAGGUCAGGGCAGGCUACAAGCAAACAGACUACAAGCAUGUGAACGUUAUACUCCAGUUCCCUGACCGCUACCCCCAGGAGCCUGUGGUCAUCCAACUGACCAGCAAGACACUGUCUGAGAGACUGCUGGCCAGUCUAGUAAGGAUGUGUGAUGAAGAUGUGAGGGGUCGCUUGGGGCAAAGACAGGUUCUGCCAGUGAUGAGGUAUGUGCGAGAAUUUAUAGUGAACAACCCCCUGUGUGUUGCCUGUGACGAGAUAACAGCUAUCAAGAGACACCUCAUAGCUGAGAUGGACAAGUUGAAACUUAAACAGGAACUCUCUGCGGUGCACUUAAAGAUUGUUCAAGACCUGUACUGGAUGAAUCUCAAACUCACAGUUCCAGAUAACUACCCGGUAGAACAAGUCAGCAUUGAGGCAGCUGAAAGCAACUUUCCCGAUCUGUUAAAGAAGUUCUUUGUUGGCCAGGCAUUAGAGAUAGCAAGGAGAUGUGCCCAGCCUCCACUGAAACCCAAACCAAGGGACCCACCAUUCAAGCCCCGCCCCUCUCUGCUGGAGGUGUGUCAGUUCCUGGUGACAGAGUGUGUGAAGAGAUACCCACAGCUCAACUGUCCAUGCUGCAGGGAGAGGGUCAUGCUCAGAGACCCAGAGGCAGUGGCCAAGGACCCCCGUAAGAGAGUCGAGCGAGUCUACUGUGGACAUCUCUAUCAUCAUGGCUGUCUAGCGAAAUACUUAAAAACACCCCCUUUCAAAGAGGGCAAGUUCUGUCCAGACUGCGGUAAACAGAUAUUCCACGAGAAGUGGAGGCUGCCCCCUGAACUGGCGGAGGCGCGAUGGGCUUCCAAACAGGCCCGACAGAGGGAGUUGGCAGAGGUCACAGACUUCCUCAGCUGAUGUCUCCUCAGAUAUGUUUGAUUAUGAUUGUGAUUGUUCUGUCCGUUGUUCGUCAUCUGUUGUGCGUCGUCAACAUAUACCUUUUUAACACUGUAGAGGCAAGAUUUAUUGUCAAAUUUUCAUGAAACUUUGUCAGAACAUUUGUCCCAAUAAUAUCUUGGCUGAGUUUGAAACUGUGUCACAUUAGGUCAAAAAGUAGGUCAUUUGGUCAAAUUAAAGAAAAUACUUGUUUAUACUCUGAAAGUCACAUUUAUAGUCAAAUCUUCAUGAAACUUGGUCAGUGUGUUUGUUCUAAUGAUAUAUAAGCUUUGUUCAAAAGUCUUAUUGUCCCCUACUGGUUUGCGCUCUGUGCGUCAGUCUGUCAGUCCGUCACACUUUUCUGGAUCCUGGAUAACUUAAAAAGUUCUUCAUAUUUUUAAAUGAAACAUGGACAGAUGGCAAUAUAAAGAUUAUGCGUGUCAAUUCAUUUUGUUCCUACGUCAAAAAUUGUGGUUGCUAUGGCAACAAAUGUAAAAAAAUGUAUAUAAUUUUUUACUGACAAUGGUGGAGUUUCACCAGUAGGGGACCAUAUUGCUUGGCAAUCGCUUGUUUAUUGUGCAAUCUGAAUGAAAUUUGGUCAGAACAUUAGUUCUUAUGCAAUCUCAGCUGAUUUGGAAAAUAUUUUCAUGUCUUUCCUUAAAUGGCAAUAGUAAAAACUUUUUUUGUCCAAUCUUAUGAAACUUGUUAGGAACAUAAGUUAUAAUGAUAUUCCAGCUGAGUUCGAAAAUGGUGUCUGUCCAUCGAAAAACAUGACCGCCAGGUGGCGGGGCAGUUUUCCUCAAUGGUUUUAGUGAAACUGUGUCAACAUUAUUGAAGUCAAAUUUAUGGUUCAAUAUUCUUGAAACUUUGUCAGAACAUUUGUUAUUAUGAUAUUUUGGCUGAGUUGACAAAUUGUUCAGGUUUCUUAAAAAAACAUUGCUGCAAUGGUGUGGGCAGUUUUCUUUAUAUGGCUGAAAUAAAACCUUGUAUUCUAGGAGUCUUAUUUACAGUCCAAUCUUCACAAAACUUGGUCAGAUCAUUUGUUCUUAUAUUAUCUUGGCCGAAAUGGAGAAAUUGUUCCGGUUCCUUGAAUAACAUGGCCGCCAGAGGAUGAGUCAGUUUUACUUAUGUAGAUUUGAGUCAUGUUCUGAGAAAGCUGGGCAUAAUGCAUGUGCAUUAAGUGUCGUCCAAGAUUAGCCUGUGCAAUCUGCACAGGCUAAUCAGGCACGACACUUUUCGCUUUUAUGACAUUUUUCGUUUAAAUGAAGUCUCUUCUUAGCAAAAAUCCAAUUUAGGUGGAAAGUGUUGUCGCUGAUUAGCCUGUGCAGACUAGCCCGUGCAGACUGCGCAGGCUAAAAUGCGACGACACUUUAUGCACAUGCAUUAUUCCCAGGUUUCUCAUUGAAUGAAGCCUUCUUAACGCUCAAAUGGACAAAUUUAUUGGCCAAUCUUAUUAAAACUUUGUCAGAACAUUAGUCACCAUGAAAUCUCAGUGGAAUUUGAAACUGGGUCAUGUGAGCUCAAAACAUAAGUCACUAGGUCAAACUAAAAAAAACAGCACAUUUAUACUCUAGAAAUUCAUUCAUCUUCAUGAAUCUUAAUCAGAACAUGUGCUCUUACAACAUCUCAGCCGAGGUAAAAAAAAAAUAAAAUUGGCCUAUAUAAAAUAUUUUGUUUGAUAAAGUUCUUUCAUUAUUUUGAACUCCACCUUGACAGAAUGGUUUAGUUCCUUAUGGUCUCAGGUUAGCACCUUAGGGCCCAAGGACUUUUGCUUCUUAUACUUCAAAGAUAUUGUUUUAAAUAUCAUAUAUUUUAUUAAUUCUUUGUAUGAUUUUUAUGACCCCGGAAGGAGGGCAUAUAGUGAUCGGACUGUCCGUCCGUCUUUCCGUCACACUUUGCGUUUAGGUUUUGAAAAAUGCUCAUAACUUCUAUGUCCCUUGAGAUAUGACCUUCAUAUUUGGUAUGCAUGUGUAUAUGGACAAGGCCUUAACAAACGCACAAAAAUUUUGACCCUUGUGACCUUGACGUUGAACUUAGGGUCCACGUUUAGGUUUCGAAAUCUGCGUUUAGGUUUUGAAAAAUGCUCAUAACUUCUAUGUCCCUUGAGAUAUAACCUUCAUUUUUGGUAUGCAUGUGUAUAUGGACAAAGCCUUUCCAUACGCACAAAAAUUUUGACCCCUGUGACCUUGACCUUGAACUUAGAGUCCGUGUUUAGGUUUUGAAAUCUGCGUUUAGGUUUUGAAAAAAGCUCAUAACUUCUAUCAAACGUUUAUAGGGGGCAUAAGUCAUCCUAUGGUGACAGCUCUUGUUGUAAUUUUAUUUUGUGUAUAAAUCAGAAUGAUAAAUUUACAUUUAAAUUAAAAUAUGAGAUUACUUACAAAAUAACUUUAUAAUGUGGUAAGAAACACUUUUAAUGUUAAAAUUUAAAUAUAAAUUACAGUAUAUCAAAAUGGUAUACUGAUUCAAAAAAAGCAAAUCAACUGUUUAAAAUGUGUGGGAUUUUAUUUAUUUUACUAUAUUUGUGCUGUAUGUUUAAGUCAUAAGUUAUUGUCAUAAGGUUUUAAUACAGUUUAUAUUAAACUGUUCAUUUACCUAUAUUUUUAUUAUAAUUGAUCUAUGUUUUUGCUUUUGUUUGGACUUUAUCUGUUUGAGUUUAUAUGUAUUUACAGAGCGUGUUAUUAAUGCCCUGUUCAUCAAGCCCUAAUAAAUUGUAUGCAUAUGAUGCGUUUUAUUGUUGGUUAGUUUAUUAUUGAGAUGUAUUGGAAUAUUAUACUUGUUAAUUAUGGAUAUAAAAAUUAUGUUUAUUUGUACAUUAAAUGACCUUACAGUAUACUAAAAAACGGUUGCAACUUUAAAUUGUUUAAUAAAAAUGACUUCAGUAUACAUACUUAACAUUAAAAUUUGGCAAAUCAAA